CUGGAUGCAGGUUUGUUGUGAAUUUCAUGCACAGGCGAGCUUUUGCGAGGUAACAUAUAGAUGUACUGACGUUGUUUUUUUUUCACGACGUGAGAUCGUUCGUCACUGUCAUUGCACGGGCGAUAACGCUGCAAUAAAGUUUAUUCUGGCAACACCGAUAAAGAAGUUUUGCACGUUAAGUCAAUGAAAGGGAAACAGCCUGGUCGCUGCAAGUUAGCCCACACUUCCUGAAGUCAUAUUUUGAAGCCCACAGCAGUGUAAAUUUUAAAAGUAUAAAUCAAGCUGGCCCGCCUGUGUGAAAGCCUGUAAUGCGUGCAGCACCGCGGUGAGUUAACCUUACACAGCCCGAAAGGUGCUGCGCCCAUUUCUGCAACUUUACAACCGCACCAGGUUCAGCCAUCCUUCGCUAACCUCUGACCCUGUUUACAUGACAUGGAGCCUGAUGGGGAUCUAGACCCUGAUACAGACGACCUUCCGCUCAGAGCCAACACCAGCCACAUACUAGUCAGGCACUAUGUGCUGGACCUGACUGUUGACUUUGACAGGAGGGUCAUCGGUGGUAGUGUGGUUCUGUUCUUGGAGCCCGGCCCUGGAGCGGCGGCUGUGCCUGAGGAUGGGGUCAGAGCUGGAGCUGAAGAGCGAGUUUGUGAUGGGGAUGCUGGCAAGAGUCACGCUGGGCCUGGGUGUCGAUUUGGGGAUGUGGAUACGAUGGGGGAUGGUACAAGAAAUUGCGGCAAGGCUGAAGUUGAUGUUGCAGCUGGGGCUUCCAAGGGAAAUGAGGCAACGACAAGGAACCAGGAGGGACUUGGUGAAACUGUCAUGAGGUCAGCGGGGAACAUUUCUGCUGGAGAGACAGAUCGCUCUGAAUCCCAGCCUCUGUUUGGUGAUAGGUUGCAGACUGGAGCUGAGGCUGCAGCUGAGGAUGCUAGGCCUUCACACACUGAUGCAUCAUGGGAAAGCACCAGUGAGGGUGAUUUCACCUUGGUGCUAGACUGCUGUGACCUCACUGUGACAAAGGUGGAAGAGUUGGACAUCACUUCUGUGUCAGCCAUGUCCAGCCUCCUAGAAGGGCCCCCACGUGAGAGGCCAGAGGUCGGCCCAGUCAGCUUGUCAGCGGCCCUUAUUCAGAAACUGCUCGCUGUCCCGUCUGGCCAGUGGAGGCACCAGCACCGGCUAUUCCGCCUGUGCAGCCGAGCUUCUCGUUUCCAGGAUGGGCUCUCACUGCGUUUCCAUACAGACCGCUGGAGCCUACAGGUGAGGAAGAAGGGGGUUGCGACCCCACAGGAGUUCCCUCGAGCCAUCCGAGUUUGCUACGAGACCAAGCCAACAGGAGGCUCUGUCAGGUGGACCAAAGACCAAGACAACAGGGUGUGUGUUUACACUGCAGGUUCUCCCAUCAACAACCGAGCCCUCUUUCCCUGCCAGGAGCCGCCUGUUGCCAUGUCAACGUGGCAGGCAACGAUCCGGGCCCCCAGUGAAUGUGUGGUUUUGAUGAGUGGGGAGGAUCAGGCCGUACCUAUUGAGGAUGGGCAGACACGUCUCUUAAUCUGGGACUACUACGUCACUAUGCCCAUGCCCGCCUCCACCUUCACCUUGGCAGUGGGCCACUGGCGCCAAGCCACAGCAGAACUUCCCGCUGCUGUGGAGAGAGGGAUGACGGGCAGGAUGGAUUGUGGGGAGGCAGCCAAACCUGGGGCUGGGCCCGGGGCAGAGAAUGAGGCUGGGCUUGUGUCUGGACCUGGGAGCUCCACCAGUGAAGUAGUAAAGGUCUGCACACUCCAGACCGGCAGCAAAGACCAGACCACCCGCUCAGAUUCUGCAUUCUGUUACUCUUGCCUUGAGGAUGAGGGGCACUGUGUAACUGAUUAUUCAGGCAUGGGUGAUGACAGCAUCUCCUGUUCCCAUGGCGACUACCCUUGCCGGUACACAGAACGGUCGACUUGGUCCCAGCGGGUGGUUCCACACCGUGUGUUUGCCCCCAUUUGCUUGCUGCAGAAGGCCCAGAUGGGAGUGCUCAGUCUGUUGCCCCGCUGUCUGGCUGCAGCCCACGCCAUCCUGGGUGUCCAUCCCUUUCCCCGCCUUGACAUCCUCAUCGUCCCAGCAGGUUUCUCUAGCCUGGGCAUGGCCAGUCCCCACAUCAUUUUCCUGUCACAGAGUGUGUUGCAUGGCGGUACUCCUGGUUCAGGCGAGAGCGGCCGGUCUCUGUGUGGGUCCAGACUGUGCCACGAGAUUGCCCACUCCUGGUUCGGCCUGGCUAUAGGAGCCAGAGACUGGACGGAGGAGUGGAUCAGCGAGGGCUUCGCAACCUACCUGGAGGACAUCAUCUGGGCUCGAGCACAGCAGCUCUCCCCACAACAGACAGAGGAGCAGUCGAACCUGAAGGCACUGCUGAGGUGGAGAAGACUCUCGGACGAGCUGCAGAACUCAGAGGAGGAGCUUCAGAUCCUCAGGCCCAAUAUGGAGAACACCGGUCAGGUCAGCGAGUCUGGCUCAUCGGUGGUCAAACACGCUCUCAACCCUGACAAAACCUUCAUGCAAGUCCACUACCUCAAGGGCUAUUUCCUCCUCAGGUUCCUCGCCAGUCAAGUGGGAGAACAGCCAUUCAUCGACUUCUUCAGAUUAUUUGUGAAGAAAUACCACGGGCAGCUCAUACUAUCUCAGGAUUUCUUGCGAAUGUUGCUGAUUACCUUUCCCGACAUGGCGAGAAAAGGCCUCACCCUCAGUGCUAUUUAUAUUGACUGGCUCGAUCGCCCGGGAAUUCCAAAGUGGUUGUAUGAAAGGAGUGCCGUGUGGUCACAGACGAGGCUGGUUGAAGAAGUCAAAGCAGAGGUUGUAAAAUGGAUUCUCCUCAGCCAGAGCAAGAGGAAGGGCAGAAAGCGGAAGCGAUCGGAGCCCAAGGUGAACUACAAAGAGGUGACAUCAGACCAGCUGGUGAUGCUAUUGGAGCUCCUGCUGGAGGAGGCGGAGCUAAGUGCGACAGUACUGCGCAUACUGCAGAGCAUCUACAACCUUCAGAAGCAAGACGCUGAGGUCAGGCACCGCUGGUGUGAGCUGGUGGUCAAACAUGGAUACUCUCAGGCUUACGCAGAUGUGGAACACUUCCUGGUUCAUGACCAAGCCAUGGGUGUAUACCUGUAUGGGGAGCUGAUGGUACGGGAGGACGCUGAGCAGCAGGCUCUGGCCCAUCGUUGUCUCUCAUUGGUUCAGGAGGAAAUGGACCAAUCAGUACGCAGAGUGGUAGAGCAGAUGGUCCUGUGACACUGCAGGGUGACGGAGAUGACAGGAGCUUGGCACGGGGGGGUUGUGAGAGUCCAGCACUCACCUCCUCUCCCUCUGCAGGAGAAGGGACACUACAGAAUCACCAGCAACUCUCACAGAAAGUACAGCCCCAAUGAGCAGCAUGAACACCAGAAGGCUGCACUUUUAGUUGAUAUCUAGUGCCAACUGGCAAGGUUUAGUGCACAGGAGUAGUACUCAUUAAAAUCUAAAGAAAUGGCUGGUGUGUAUGCAUAUGUGUUUAACCAUGCAACCCGUUCGCAACAAUAAUCCACAGUUCUACACUCAAUCCUGGAUCAGAGAUAGGACUUACCCAUAUCUUUCCUCUGUAUUCCCCAAGAACUGAAAUGAAGAGAGUUAGGGGACAUCGAGGUAUUUCAUGGAUAAAGACACAUUGUCUCCAUGCAUGUUUAAUACUCUUAGCACUGCUGUGUUUGUCUGUGUGCACGUGUGUGAGCGCUUGUCUGUUUAGUCUGAGGCUAUGAUCUAGCUCUAAGAGUUUAGACUGGAAAUACUUGGAGGUGAGUCAUGUUUUCAUACAUAACAAAUUACUUCACUCCUCCCUGUGAUCACUGGUGUCAAAGAAUAUACAAGAGAAGACAUGGACCAUUCUCAGGGCAUUUCUAUUUACUUGUAAAUUAUGUUUUUGUAAUUGCAACGCCAACAAAUAAUAAAGAUGGGUCAUUUUUGUUUCACUGUGACUUUUUAUGUUUAGUGAACCGUUUUGACAUGAUACUGAUGUACACACAAUUAAAAAAAAAAGUGUUUGAUCCACA
Myripristis murdjan (pinecone soldierfish) is the source of this 4052-nucleotide messenger RNA. It is a transcript of the gene aopep, whose product is annotated as aminopeptidase O (putative). Bases 433 to 3258 code for a protein of 941 amino acids. The record is from RefSeq and is a predicted model, not a curated record. NCBI's taxonomy places the organism in Eukaryota, Metazoa, Chordata, Actinopteri, Holocentriformes, Holocentridae. Gene Ontology annotation, molecular function: zinc ion binding; metalloaminopeptidase activity. The transcript is spliced from 18 exons. Gene Ontology annotation, cellular component: nucleolus.